Messenger RNA from Spea bombifrons (plains spadefoot toad), 1391 nucleotides. RefSeq names its product sterol-C5-desaturase (gene SC5D). The record is from RefSeq and is a predicted model, not a curated record. The coding region runs from base 161 to 1051 and encodes 296 amino acids. Gene Ontology annotation, molecular function: oxidoreductase activity; iron ion binding. The transcript is spliced from 5 exons. Lineage: Eukaryota; Metazoa; Chordata; Amphibia; Anura; Pelobatidae.
UCCUCGGGCCAUUGAAAGUGUCCAGUGAUGUCACAUCAGUCCAUAGGCCCGCCCUCUCUCUGCACUAACACCUGCGGCAGGUACUUCCCGAGGCCCCCGACUACAGACAGCUUCUCAUUCCGGGGCCCCUGACAGCAGCGCCGGGGAAAAGGGUGCCGCCAUGGAUCUGGUGCUGAACGCCGCCGAUUAUUAUUUCUUCACCCCGUACGUGUACCCGGCGUCGUGGAGCGAGGGCGACGCGCUCCGCCAGCUCAUCGGCCUCUUCAUUAUCACGAACCUCGGGGCUCUCGUCAUCUAUUGCGGUUUUGGGGCGCUGAGCUAUUACUUCGUCUUCGAUCGCUCGUUGAUGAAGCAUCCGCAGUUUCUGGAGAAUCAGGUCCGGCGUGAGAUCGCCUUCUCCGUGAAGUCCAUGCCGUGGAUCAGCAUCCCCACCGUGGCUCUGUUCUUUGCCGAAGUUCGAGGAUACAGCAAGCUCUAUGAUGACAUCGACAGCUCCCCAUACGGGUGGUUCGGGGUCGUCCUCAGCAUGCUGUCCUUCCUCUUCUUCACCGACAUGAGCAUCUACUGGAUCCACCGCUUCCUGCACCACAAGCUCUUCUACAAGCGUUUUCACAAACCUCACCACUUGUGGAAAGUCCCGACGCCUUUCGCGAGCCACGCGUUUCACCCGGUGGACGGCUUCAUGCAGAGUCUGCCGUAUCACAUCUACCCCUUCAUCUUCCCUCUGCACAAAAUCACCUACCUCGGCCUCUAUGUCUUCGUCAACAUUUGGACCGUGUCCAUCCACGACGGAGACUACAGGGUCCCAAAGUUCCUGAAGGACGUCAUUAACGGCUCCGCUCAUCACACCGACCAUCACCUGUACUUUGACUUCAACUACGGUCAGUAUUUCACGCUCUGGGAUAAAAUCGGAGGGUCCUACAAGAACCCCUCUGCGUUUGAAGGAAACGGUCCCCAUGACCUUUGUAAGAAGCUGGAGGAAGACAGAGGGAAAGCCCUCAACGGCAACGCGUUUCACCGAGAAAAUCAAGAAAAUGAGAAGAAUAAGUAAUGUGAUUGAAAGCCCUAAAGGCCCAAAUGGCAGUAAUUAUCUCGUGAAUCCACUUCUACAAAUCCUCGCACUUUAAUACCUUUCUUGGGAUUUAUUUCAUGGUUUUGGCUAAGUUAUUCAAGGGUUAAUGCACACAAAAAAGCCGUUAACCCCUACUUUUAAAUGCAUGAAACUGGCCCAUUUCUACUGUAAAACCCAGGGUACUGGCAGAGAGAGACCGGAACCAGAACCGGUGGAAGGCCUGCCUGCGCAGGCGAGGUCUCCGUGAUCGUGAACACCGGGGAAAACGUUAUCACCCAGAAGAUUUCUAACCCCUGGAACUCGCGGCUAAAGUGCAAAU